Messenger RNA from Conger conger (European conger), 2758 nucleotides. RefSeq names its product protein kish-B. The transcript is spliced from 3 exons. NCBI's taxonomy places the organism in Eukaryota, Metazoa, Chordata, Actinopteri, Anguilliformes, Congridae. The coding region runs from base 125 to 349 and encodes 74 amino acids. The record is from RefSeq and is a predicted model, not a curated record.
CGACUGCCCACCCUGGGUUUACUGUUUACUGUUGCAAUGCUAGCUAGAGCAAUGUUGCAGCCGUAAAAUGAAGGCGUGAAAGAAGUGGACAUAGAACAUAGUGGAACAUAAGCAAAUUGCGACGAUGACGAAUGUGUACUCCUUUGACGGCAUCCUGGUGUUCGGGCUGCUGUUCAUCUGCACCUGUGCGUACCUGAAGAAAGUCCCGCGCAUGAACGCCUGGCUGCUGUCGGAGAAGAGGGGUGUGUGGGGAGUUUUCUACAAAGCGGCGGUGAUUGGCACUCGGCUUCACGCGGCCGUGGCGCUGUGCUGCGUGUCCAUGGCCUUCUACGUGCUCUUCAUAAAGUGACGGACAGCGGGCGGCCCUCACAGGCAGUGUGGACAGCAUGUGUGCGCACGCCCAGUGCGGCAGUGCACCCGUACAGGACAGACGAGCGCUGCCCUCUGCUGGCCGAAGAGUGCGCCUGCAUCCUCUGAAACUUCUCGAGGCCACCUGACACAUCGUGGAUUUCCUGUUUUUAUAGAACAUAGAAAAACACCUGCCCUUAUGCAGGUAGUUUCCUAAUUGUUUACACUGCGGGUAUAGUGGUGAUGGGGUAAGUAUAUGUGGUAAGGUUAAACAAAAGUAAACCACUUAAGUACUUUACGGGCAAUAAAUAUAAAUAUGUAUUUUGACCAGUGAUUUUACGUUGAAAAUGUGACAUUGUCUGAAGUACUUUUGGUGUCAAAGGUGUUACAUGGACAAAAUACAACUUGCAACCAAAUCACUUUUAGUUUGCUGUUGGGGCUCCCUUUUUCAAUUCAUAUAAUAACAAAAUGAGCGAUAUCACUGGUGGAAAUGGGUUGGGCAUUUGGGUUUAGUUGGCACUGCAUGAGUCUACUGAAAACAGAGGAUUCUCGGGGACUUCUCGGUGUCUGUCAGAAUGUGUCUGUCGGGAAUAUCCGAUGACUUUAGCGGUGCAGCUGCUGCUCGUUUUCGCGGUAUGCGUGCGUGUUUCGCGGUAUGCGUGCGCGGGCGCCACCAUUUUAAGAGUCCUGAGGGAACUACGUGACGGGCGGGUGCAGGAAUGUAAGAAUGGGAAAUAUGAAGUAUGUCUAUUGCUGCGUGGCGAGAGCAUAUUAAAAACAUGGUUAUUGGUGACAGUCCGACUUAAUGUUCUGUGUAAUUCUGUUUUCACCUUAAACGUACACUCCUAACUCCCUGCUCAGUCAGCAUUACUGAUAGUGUGUGUGUGAGUGUGAGUGUGAGUGAGAACGUGUGUGUGUGUGUAUAUAUGUAUGUGUGUGUGUGUUCUUAAAACCCCGUUAGGGUUCUGGCACAAGGUUGCAGGGAGGGAAAGGCCUGGUUUGUCGUAAGCUCAGUUUCUUUAUUUAUUUGCGGUUAGGUCUCAGCGGUGUCCUGGGUUGCUGUUGUAGCACCCAUGCCCAGCACUGUGGCUGAAGCUUCAGCUCUCCUCUGAUGCAGCCAUUGGCCAAUCAGUGACGUUUUCCCACACGACGGGCCCACUGAUUGGAUGGAGAGGGUGGGGGAAGCCUAUGGGCUGUAACAGGUACUGCGCAUGUCGAGGGCAGAAGAGCUGACUGCCCAUGAAUUCAGUGUAGAGACGCCAGGUGAUCUAACAACCAAAGAACAACCAGAUCGGUCCAUUUUUUUUUGUGAUCAUAAGUCUCAUUAUGUGUCGCAGUUUGUGAAGCAAUGGAUGUUUUUGUUUUUUUAUUAAAAAAAUAAAAAAUGUGCAUAUUAUAUUACGCAUUGCAUAUUUUCACAAUCUGCUUUUGAUUGUUUCUUGAUUGUUAAUCAAGGUUCAGGGAAGCUUAAUUUUGUCUUCAGAAGUCUAAUAUUCCCCAUCCCGUUUACUGGGAGCUCCAGUGUUUUGCCCUCGACAUGCGCAGUGGCGUCUCGCAUCCAGGGCUGCUCAAGGCGGGCCUGCCUGUCCAGUAAUAUGCAUGUCUGUGUACUGAGCUCUGAUUGGAGGAGAGGCACGUCAAUCACAGAAACGGGUAGCCUGUGGACAUGUGCUGCAUUUGUGGGAGGAGCUAAUGGAACGGUAACCGCAACCUAAGAUAGGCUGGUGAACUUAAACUCACCCUACCCCCCCCCCCCCCCCCCCAACUGGGUCAAAGGUCAUGUGGGUGAUGUCAUCAUCCGUACCCUUUUUUUGGACGCGUCUCAUCUCAGAUUGUUCACACUUGAUCGAGUCUGUUUCCCAUCCCUGGUUUUGCUGGUUUUAUCAGAGCAAUACUAUGAAUCCCGACAUUACUCCCUAAACCUCUGUCUGUGUGCUACUGUGGGCGGAUACACUAACGCGCAGUGGUGAGCUGGCUUUGCUCUCACCUUUCACACUGCAGUGGAAAAUAUUUAUUUUCCACGUCUGAGGAAACCACACUGAGUCUCUUUUUUGCUGGUACAUGAACAGUAACCAGUCGGUACCAUCUCUAUGUCCGGUUCGAUUGCAGUCAGGAAGCCCAUUGGAAGUCGAGAGGUGCAGCUUCAUCAUGUUGGAGGAGUGUGUUAAAUGAGGAAGCCCGUUCUGUAUGCAAUAUUAUAUGUAUGACUGUACAGUUGUUGAUGUUGUAUUGAAAUGGAUAUUUAUACCGGUUCUUGUCAAUCUUGUUGAGAUUAUGAUGGAUAUGCAUAAAUAUUAUUAUUAUGAUGAUAUGCAUAUAUGUUCAUUCAUUUCUUUCUCCCUGUCGUCCAGCUUCUGUAAAAUAGUUUGUGAACACACUCUGUUAUCUCCAUUAAAAUGAAGUGAAUCUG